Messenger RNA from Orbicella faveolata, 2343 nucleotides. RefSeq names its product transcriptional adapter 1-like. Gene Ontology annotation, cellular component: SAGA complex. The record is from RefSeq and is a predicted model, not a curated record. Lineage: Eukaryota; Metazoa; Cnidaria; Anthozoa; Scleractinia; Merulinidae. Gene Ontology annotation, biological process: regulation of transcription by RNA polymerase II. Gene Ontology annotation, molecular function: transcription coactivator activity.
GAAAAUGAAAGUCAAAUUUUAUGCAAAAGUUAUUCAUAAGAACCUUUCCCGUUUCAGGUUUCAGAGUCGUCGUUCGUUCUUCGGGUUUGAUAAAACAUUUCAGUUUUCCGCCUUUCCCAAACCCUGCGAGCAGUUGACCGUAGCGUUCGCUUAAGAAGAAACCAGCUACUCGCAGGGUACCUUUUUUCCAGCAUACCAACCCCACUACACCCAUCCCCUUCCAACCGUCCCAGGAGACUGGGAAAAAAGGUACUCCAUUUACGGGAGAAUAUACGCCUUUGAGGAUAGGCAAACAGCAUGUUAGAAAGCGUUAUCAUUAAGGCAUUUCUCCAAAAAAAAUUAUUUCCACAAAUUUCCUGGAGAAGGCCGCCACCACUGCGCCGUCACCGUCACUCGGCGUAUUUUAUUCAGCGGUCUCUCACCCAAAAGUACGAGAACAAAGAUGGCGGUGGAUUUGAGUGUUGCACGCCGACAACUUGAAGAGGCUCUAGGGAACUACUCUCAAGCGUAUUGGAACAACAUGAAACUGUGGUACAAACAGAAGAUUUCUAAGGAGGAGUUUGAUGCACAGGCAAAGAAAUGCCUUGGAAAUGAUAACCUCCACUUUCACAAUGACUUCCUGCUGGCAAUUUUGGCUAAAUGUCAAGCUCUUGGAUCUACUCCAGCAUCUCAUCCCAGAACACCACAAAAGAUGCCUCCUAAACCACAGCUGAUCAAAAAGGGAAAAAUCAAGAAACAAAAGAAAGUGCUGAAGGCAAAUUUUGAGCAAAGAUUUACACCAUGUGACCCCCUGACAGAGGCUCCACAGCUGUCUCUCAAGGAACUCUCAGAAGACAGUGAAUUUGGUCUCUGCUCAUAUGACAUGAUGUUACCAGAUUCUGCUACAAUAUAUGGCCGGUUGUUUCUUGGCGCAUGGGAUGCUGGACUGGAUAAUGUGGCAGAUGACACAGUCAACCUCAUGCUUCAUGCAACAGAGUAUUUAGUCAAAGACAUUUUAACCGUUUGUUGUUCAAUGAGAAGUGCAUUCAGGCUCAAAGAUGGUCAUUUUCGCUAUGCUAUGGGUGGCACUUACCCCAGAAUGCACCUAAGAAACAGUACAAGUCCCUGGCCACCUGGGUCAGAAAGAUCUUUAGGUUGUGUAAAUGGCAUAAGCAGUAGCAGUAAUAGUGGUAGAACGUUAGAGCAAGCUGAAGCCGAGGCGGCGGUCACAGUGGCUUCCAGUGACAGUAGAGGUGCUAAUAAACCUCCAAUAUCACUUAUGGACCUCAGAGAUGCACUACAGGUUCAUCGCAGAGUGAUUCCUUCGCACACCGUUUACUCGGCAAACAUCGAGAGAACGCUAGCGAACAUGAGCCACCCAAGUCACGACGAACUAGAACAGAACCAGUUACACAAAUUGGAGGCGAGACGGAGAUAUGAGAGACUUAAACAGCAGAGGAGCUUGCGUUUGUAAAUAAUUAUCCUAAAGGUGUCUCUUCUUCAGUAGUCAGCCGUUUACACGGUGUUCAAAUUUGCUGAAUUUUCUCCUUCAUCCAAUCCACUGAAUUCAAGAAAACGAAGCAGAAAUUACUACGUCAUAACCCAACAACGCAACUGAGCAAGAAAUCAACUCGUUUAGCGCAUAGUAAGGCGAUUACCAUUCACUCGAUUAGUCCCUUGGCCCAACCCUAAGUCGUUGUUAGUCCCCAGAUAAUACUUCUCUCUAAACUCAGUAAAAUAAUCUUCUUUCACUCGUGACCCCGCACUCGUGACAUAAUAGUUGUCACAACAUGGCGUAAACUAAAAGGAAUGAACUUGGCAGGCAACCAGCUAAAUCAGUUGAUGUGAAAGUACUGGAGGAAGGUGUUUUGGUAUGUUCUCUGAAAUAACAGGUAAACUCCAUUUCUUGACUUGUAUGAUCUUCCUCACUGAUCACUCUGACGUAUUUCAUGUCGUGCCUGACAUGCGUCACCAUGUUGCGUUGCUAUAAUGGGCUUUCAAAGACAGUCCACCUGACCAUAUCAAAAUCUUCCUAAUUCACGCGUGAAAGAAGAAUCAUUUAUUGUGUCUAAAGACAAGUUCAAUCGAACGGAUAUCACGGGUUGACACUGCUUUGGAUGACUGAAGCUUGACAUAGAGUAAGAGAUAUUUGUUAUAAAUGUUAUUUUUAAAAGCUGACCUCGCGUUUUCUGUCAAAAUGAUAAGAUGAGCUUCUUUCAUAUCAAUGCGUGAUCUUCACACCAUAAAUUGAUAUCAUAGUUUAUAUUUCUAAGCGAGACAAGACGAUAAAUUUGAUUAACGCUCAUGUUAUCACGGCCGACAUGUACACAAUAAAACAGAAAAAUAAAGGCACAACUGUUUGAA